CUGUUCUCUCUUCUACCACUCUUCUACAACACCUGGCAUCAUUUGAAAAAGCUAAGCCUCUCUGCUGGGUGCCUACAGUUGGAGCACAAACGCCGAGAUUUCACCUCCGCUGGGAGUAGGAAGCUCUACUUUGACACCCAUGCCUUAGUGUGUUUAUUUGAAGAAAAUGGGUUUACUACUCAACAAGCAGAAAUCAUUGUAUCUGCAUUGGUGAAGAUCACGGAGGCCAACAUGGAUAUCGUCUACAAAGACAUGGUCACCAAGAUGCAACAGGAGAUCACUCUUCAGCAAAUAAUGUCUCAGAUUUCUAACGUGAAAAAAGAUAUGAUUAUUUUGGAGAAGAGUGAAUUUUCAGCCCUCAGAGCAGAAAAUGAGAAAAUAAAACUUGAACUACAUCAGUUAAAACAACAAAUAAUGGAUGAAGUGGUCAAGGUCCGCACAGACUCCAAAUUAGACUUCAAUCUAGAAAAGAGCAGAGUAAAAGAAUUGUAUUCAUUAAACGAAAGGAAGCUGCUGGAAAUGAAGACAGAAAUGGUGGCAUUGCAUGCCCAGCAAGAUCGGGCCGUCACCCAGACAGACAGGAAGAUAGACACUGAGGUUGCUGGCCUCAAAACCAUGCUCGAGUCGCACAAGCUUGAUAAUAUUAAAUAUUUAGCAGGGUCUGUUUUUACAUGCCUAACAGUAGCUCUGGGAUUUUAUCGCCUGUGGAUAUAAUAAAGUGUAUAUUUAAAGAGA
Messenger RNA from Myotis lucifugus (little brown bat), 735 nucleotides. It is a transcript of the gene MCUR1, whose product is annotated as mitochondrial calcium uniporter regulator 1. Gene Ontology annotation, cellular component: mitochondrial inner membrane; mitochondrion. The transcript has 9 exons. The annotation marks the transcript as partial. Gene Ontology annotation, biological process: positive regulation of mitochondrial calcium ion concentration; calcium import into the mitochondrion. The record is from RefSeq and is a predicted model, not a curated record. NCBI's taxonomy places the organism in Eukaryota, Metazoa, Chordata, Mammalia, Chiroptera, Vespertilionidae.